Molecule: messenger RNA, 4124 nt
Organism: Xyrauchen texanus (razorback sucker)
Lineage: Eukaryota; Metazoa; Chordata; Actinopteri; Cypriniformes; Catostomidae
Gene: med25
Product: mediator complex subunit 25
Exons: 20
Coding region: 1483-3699 (738 amino acids)
Biological process (GO): positive regulation of transcription by RNA polymerase II
Cellular component (GO): mediator complex; transcription regulator complex
Source: RefSeq, a predicted model, not a curated record
AAUUCUCGCGCAUGCGCAAUAUGUUGAGAUGCUUUCGCCUUAGCUUUUUUGCUCGCAUCUCAGCAUAUUAAUGACGGAAAGCAUUAGAAACUUCAAUAAUAUCAAUAAUAUAACAUUAUUAUUAUUAUUAUCAUCAUCAUCAUAUGAUUGUUUGCACUAGGUGUAAAUACCUGUCACAUAGUACGGCUCUGAAAUAGUCUGGUGUAUACAAAGAAAUGAAAAACAAACUAUUGUUUCUACAAUGGCUUAGUGUGUUAAGACGAUUUGAAUAUGACUCGCCUUUACAGAUGACCUGGAUUCUAAUCCUCCUUUAGACCCAGUUUUCCCUGUCCAUGUUUCUUGUAUACAGUAAUAUUUGACAUAAGUUCAUGUUAAGGCACAUUUUACAUAAAAUCUUAGGUUCUGUAAUUGUGACUUAAUCGACAUUAAUAGUAAUUCAUGAAUUAAAAAGUGCUUGUGUUGAAAGCAACUAUAUACAAAUAGCUGCUGUUUAAAGAUGCCUAUCUCUUUUAGAAGAGGAAAAUGUAAUAUUGCAAAUAAAAAUGCAAACAACUGUGUCCCCACUCACGAUACGUCCUCUGAAGAGCUGAUGCAAUUUUUGUUUAAUAAAAUAUCAAGUUGCAUUUGAGUGGAUUAGAACCCAGCACUUCUUAUACAAGUGGCGAAAAGGUUACAACUUGACUACCCUAUCAGACUCGUCACUGACUAUCUAAGCAGAUUUAUUUACUUCUCAGUGACCAAUAAUAUCUCAUGACCGAAAGCCGCAGACUUAAAACUAAAAUUAUCAAAUAUAUUAUGUGAAAUAUUUAUUUCAGAACUUGAAAUGUUAAUUAAAACGGACAGUUCAAUCAAUACACACAAUUUAAAAUUAUAUUUAACAAGCGAUCCUCGUUGCUAUGCGACUACAAAUUAACGCCGUGUAAGAAUCUCGCAAGAUUUACGAGAGAGAUAUUCAUAUUGGUUUUUAUAAUGGGUUCUUUAAAUGUAUGAGUAAAAUAAGGUUUGUGGUAAACAUUACUUGACGAAACGUGGACGAAAAUUCACGUUUGAUGUAUGACCAUUUUUUAUUUGUAUUUAUUAUUGCAAUUUAUUUUGUAGAACAAAACUUCAACGUUUCGUCAAAUAAUGUUUACCACAGACCUUAUUUUAUAAAUUAAAAAACCUACAUUAUAAAAAACCAUAGGAAAAUCCAGAGGGAACCCAUGGCGAAUUUUCUUCCGGGUAUUGGACUACAACAGAUAUGUCACUACAGUGAAAAAUCGAUCAAAUCGACUCACCAGCCAAUUACUUUUGCUCAAUCUUCGAUCAGACCAUAUUGUCGAUCGCAGAGUGCAAAUCGGGAGGUUUGUUGUCAUUACGGUUUACAUCCACGUUAAGAUGAAGCUUUCAAAAUACAACUAAACAGCGGCUGGUUUAAAUAUCAUACUGCAAUUUUCCGCUUUAUUCUCGUUGAAAGUCAGUUCUGAUCAUAUUAGCAGACCCAUGGUGACCCAUAUGGACCCCACGUCUAAGUCUGGGUUGAAUCAGGUAUCGGAUGUGGUGUUUGUCAUAGAAGGAACUGCAAACCUUGGUCCAUAUUUUGAAUCACUUAGGAAGAAUUACAUACUACCAACUAUAGAGUAUUUUAAUGGAGGACCACCUGCUGAAACAGAUUUUGGAGGAGAUUAUGGUGGUACACAAUAUGGACUGGUGGUCUUCAACACAGUGGAUUGUGCUCCAGAAUCUUAUGUCCAGUGCCAUGCUCCAACCAGCUCGGCUUUUGAGUUCGUCUCCUGGAUAGACAGCAUUCAAUUCAUGGGAGGUGGAGCAGAGAGUUGCAGUCUCAUAGCUGAGGGUCUUUCUGUGGCCCUGCAGCUCUUUGAUGACUUCAAAAAGAUGAGGGAGCAAAUCGGCCAGACUCACAAGGUUUGUGUAUUGCUGUGUAAUUCUCCGCCAUACUUACUGCCAGCUGUGGAGAGCGUCAGCUACACAGGCUGCACUGCAGACAGCCUGGUCCAGAUCAUACGUGAUCGGGGGAUCCACUUUUCUGUAAUUGCCCCACGGAAACUUCCAGCGCUUCGAUCUCUUUUUGAAAGAGCAUCCUCAGUUGCUGGGACACCAGAAUCUGCACACCCAGACUACUGCCAAGACCCUUUUCACAUGGUGUUGGUCAGGGGCAUUGCACUUCCUGUGGCUCCUGGAGGAGGUUCUGCCGCAGUCUCCCUUGCACCUGUUGUGCCACCUCAGUCUCUGCCUGUGGCUCAGCCUCCACUCUGCACUGCAGCCCAAACUACUCCUCCAAUGAGCACAUCUCUUCAAUACCCGAAUAACCCCUCUCUAAAUGCAGCCCAUAGUGCAGCAAUGAAGGUACUAGAUGCUGCAAAUCAGCAGAAGAGAUUCCCACAAAUGCCAACACCCCCUUUCAGCCAAGCGCCAGUUCAUCCAUCAGGAGGUAAACCCAGCCUGUCUACUGUUACCACAGUAUCACCACCAGUCUUAUCGCAGCAACAAGUUCCACCCCAGCAGCCACAGCAGCCCCCACAAGUCCAGCCACCUGUUCCACCCGCACCCAAUCAGCAACCGCCUCAAGCCCCUCAACAGCAGCCCACAGCCAAUCAGCAGACGCCACCACCAUCUCAGCCUGGCAUGCCUGCUGUUUCUACACCUCAGGCUGGAUCACCGCAAGGUGUUGCCAACAAGAUUGUGGCUUGGAGCGGAGUUCUAGAAUGGCAGGAGAAGCCCAAGGCUUCCUCCAUGGAUUCCAACACCAAACUGACACGCUCCCUGCCCUGCCAGGUCCAAGUCAGCCAAGGGGAGAAUCUAAAUACAGACCAAUGGCCACAGAAACUAAUCAUGCAGCUCAUCCCGCAGCAGCUCCUGACUACUCUGGGUCCUCUGUUCAGGAACUCACGUAUGGUGCAAUUUCUCUUCACUAAUAAAGAUGUGGAGUCUUUGAAGGGACUGUAUCGCAUUAUGGCCAAUGGAUUUGCUGGCUGUGUACACUUCCCCCACAGUGCUCCAUGUGAGGUGCGUGUGCUGAUGCUGCUGUACUCGUCCCGGAAGAGGAUCUUCAUGGGACUCAUCCCUAACGACCAGAGCGGAUUCGUCAAUGGCAUUCGGCAGGUCAUCACCAACCACAAACAAGUGCAGCAACACCGCUCUAUGAGCAAUGCAGCACAGAUGCAACCUGGGCAGGUCCCAAACAAUCAGAACUUCCUCAACAGACCGCCGGGUCCAAUCCCUGUUACGCAUGGCAGCGUGCAACAGCAGUCUGUGGUGGUGGGCUUGCCCUCCGUCAGUCAGGUCACACUGAUGGAGGACCAGCAGAGACAAAACAACAUGAUGAGAGCUGCUGCAACUGGCAAUCAGCAGCCACCGGUCACUGGUGCCCCACCCAAUCAGGUGGCACAAGGUCAAUCCCAGCCUCCUGGUGGCAUGCUCCGCCUCCCAAACCCAGGAGCAAAUCCCCAACUACGCAGCCUCCUCCUCAGCCAGCAACAGCCUCAAGCUGGGAUGCAGGGCAUGCAGGGAAUGCACCCCAUCCAACAGAUGGUUCAUCCAGCACCAGGAGGGGGCACUCAGAUGCAGCCUCAGUGGAGGCAACCUCACCAAGGUCCGCUGAUGAUCCCUACCGGUCCACGGGGUCCAGUCUCACAGAAUCCUGGGAUGCCAUCGGUUUCCAAUGUGAUGGAGGAUGAAAUUCUUAUGGAUCUUAUUUAAGGACUGCUUUACCCAUCACUGAUUCCUCAAGGUUUCAUUACAAAACACAGGGAGUCAUCUAAGCUCUGUUUCUUUUACUUUUUGUUAGAAGCAACUGCAUAGGGGAAGAAUAGAGGUAGUUAGGUAUGGAGUGAGAUGAGAGCUCUAUUUUCAUACUCAAGUAUUCAAACGCACCUUGAAUGAAUCUUGUGAGUGGUAACGUGAUUAAACUCACUCAGUCUGUGGGAAUACAGGACUGAAGAGCUAGAAGUUUAUAAAUCAGGCUCUGUUUCAUCACUCUCUAAUGAUAUGCUGCCUCCUCACACCCGAUCAGGUUAUCGUAUUUUUAUGACAGUUUUACUUUCUGUAGGUUUUACUUUUCUUAAUUUGUCUCUGGAUGUCUAGAAUAUGUUGUUUUAUGAAACUGAAAUAAAGUUAAUUUUGUC